AUGACUGUAGUAGUUUAUUCUAAAAUUGUCAACCAAAUAAACACAAUAGAUGCUGUACCUUUACCGCUUGUAAUUGCAAAGGAUAAACACGACCCAACUAAUUAUAUAGUUAAAAGUCAAUGGUUUGGCUUGGGUCAUAAUAGUGAUGAUAAAAUCACGCAUAUACUUACAUGCAAAGAUAAAAGUGUAAAGGUUAAACAUACCCAUCAGGUAAAAAAUUUCUCUGAUUAUGAAGCUCACUAUGAGAUUAAAGUUCCUAAACAUAUGGACACAGUGCUAUGUGAAAGAGUAAUGAAAGGAUUUGAUAAUGAAUUUCUUGGAUAUUCUUCAUUCAGUUUCAAACAUACGAGUUAA
Dentiscutata erythropus is the source of this 354-nucleotide messenger RNA. The record is from the annotation of a GenBank genome assembly. NCBI's taxonomy places the organism in Eukaryota, Fungi, Glomeromycota, Glomeromycetes, Diversisporales, Gigasporaceae.